Mytilus trossulus (common blue mussel) is the source of this 1716-nucleotide messenger RNA. RefSeq lists its product as uncharacterized. The transcript has a single exon. NCBI's taxonomy places the organism in Eukaryota, Metazoa, Mollusca, Bivalvia, Mytilida, Mytilidae. The record is from RefSeq and is a predicted model, not a curated record. Bases 1 to 1716 code for a protein of 571 amino acids. Gene Ontology annotation, molecular function: zinc ion binding; ubiquitin protein ligase activity.
AUGGCUACAUCAUCAACGUCAUUUUGUGAUAUAUGUGAAUCACGAGGUACCAGAAAAACUGCAAUCAUUUGGUGUUCCGAAUGUGAUGAAUUGCUGUGCCACGAAUGCAGCGAACACCACAGUAUUUCAAAGUCCUCCAAGAAUCACACAACACAAUCGGUAGACGACUACAGAAAUUUACCGUCAUUUAUUCUGACUGCUACCGACAAAUGUAAUGUACACACUGGCAAAUAUGAAUUUUUCUGUCCAGCUCAUGACGAUCUCUGUUGUGUGCAGUGUUUACAUGAUAAGCAUAAAGAUUGUGACCAGUUAUUUCCCCUUUCUGCCGUGGUUCACAAUGUCAAGACAUCUGCGUUUAUGAAUGACAUUGAAAGUACUGUUGAAGAGUUGAGGAAAAACUUCAAUUUACUUAUUGCCGAGUGUGACGACAGUAUGGAAGCUUUCACGGCGACUAUGCACAAAUGUCGGAAAGAAAUUAAAGAACUGCGGCAAACAAUUGAUGACCACAUAAAAAAAAUUGAAAAACAAAUUCUCGAUGAACUAACAUGUAAGUUUAACCAAUGUUUAUCAGUUAAAGAAAAACUAAUGGAAGAUCUCGAGAAAGCAGCAGUAAGAGUCAAACAGACCGCAAAUGAUUUGGUUAACAUGAAGAACCAUGCGUCAGAAUUACAGGUCUUUCUUGGUUUACGGAACAUUGAAUCGUUUAUAAAAGAAGAUAAGUGUUUCAUUGAACAUUUGUUGCAAACUAAUACACUUAAACAUUCAGAAUGCAAGUUCGAUAUUAGUCCUGCUAUUUUUUAUAUUACAAGUGACUUAACUCUUUUGGGAAAACUCUCAAUAGAAGAAAAACCGAUAAUUUUGUCACUUGAAGUUUUGAAAAAGAAAGAAGCCCAGGCUAUUCGAUCUCCUGGCUAUGUCAUGCACCAAUAUUCAAUAAAAACGCAUUGGCAAAUUCAUAUUACUGGAGGGAAGAAUGCACAACGUCUUACUGGUUGUACCAUGCUACCGUCCGGAGAUAUUGCUAUAGCAGACAAAAACAAUGACAGGCUUCUUAUAUGUGAUCCCCAUGGUUUUUUAAAAAAGGAAAUACCAGUAAUUGGUAGUCCUGUAGAUGUGGCAUAUGAAUCUCAGAACCAAGUCGCAAUCUCUCUGGCAAAUAAAGCUAAAAUUAAGUUUGUUAACACCGAAACUGGAACAACUUGCCAUAAAUUAUCCAUUCCAAGCACCAGUUAUGGUAUAUCGACCUCUAUCGGAUAUGAUCCGCAUCACUCUGACUAUAAAAUUGUUGCGCGUAUUAAAGAUUUCGGUUUCCUAAUCACUGAUAGAGCAGGCAAGAAAAGUAAAGUCGUGGAAAAUCAAGGAGAUGCAAUUUUGUAUGUUUCGUACAAAGACGAAAAACUGUAUUUCACAAAAUGGGAUACCAACAAAGUGAUUUGCUGUGAUCUGUCAGGGAAUAUAAUUUGGGAAUUUAUGAAUGACAUUCUGCAGAAACCAUGUGGGAUUUCAUUGACGGAUGAUGGUAAUAUGUUUGUAGCCGGAUUUGAAUCCAAUAAUAUCGUAAUGAUCUCGGAAGAUGGCAAACAUUCGCGAGAACUUGUGACGGAGUUAGACAGUUUGAAUAACCCGGCUGCUAUUCAUUUCAAUUCUGUGUUAAACCAACUGAUUGUUGUAAAUCUAAACGACGGAAUUUGUAAUGUGUUUGAAAUCAAUCGUUAA